Molecule: messenger RNA, 2234 nt
Organism: Condylostylus longicornis
Lineage: Eukaryota; Metazoa; Arthropoda; Insecta; Diptera; Dolichopodidae
Gene: MED15
Product: mediator of RNA polymerase II transcription subunit 15
Exons: 2
Coding region: 116-2044 (642 amino acids)
Biological process (GO): regulation of DNA-templated transcription
Molecular function (GO): transcription coregulator activity
Source: RefSeq, a predicted model, not a curated record
UUUUUUUUUCUCAUUGGAAUAUUGAAUCAGGGAAAGUGCAUUAUUUUGUGGUUGAAAAUCAAAAUUUGUGUAUAAAAUAUAAAUUUUAGAUAAGAUUUCUUAAAAUUGAGUAAAGAUGACAGACGAAUGGCAAACCCAAAAAUUUCGCCAAAGUGUUGUGGCGAAAAUAAAUGAAUUAAUUCCUAAAAGUACAAUUAUGGAUCCAUGCAACGGAGAUGCAACUGUGAUGGAAAACCAUAUUUUCAAAAAAGCUAAGAAUCGAGAAGAAUAUCUUAGUUUACUUGCGAAACUUUUUAUCCAUUAUCGUGAAAUUAAUAAAGGAAGACAGCAAGCUGGAAAUGCUCAAGUUCCAAAUGAUAUGGGUGCCAGUACUAAUAAUGUUGUUCAAGAACCAUUAAACGCACUGCAAAAUUUAGCAAUGCAGGGAAGUAGGAAUCCACAGUUAGUGCAACAAAUGAAUCAAGGUCAAAAUCCUAUGGGGGGCAAUUCAAUGGUUGGAACUGCUUCCAAUUUGCUUCAAACACUUACGCAGCCUCGACAAAAUGCACAAAAUCAAAAUGUUUCUGCUAUGCGUGGACAAAUGUUAAACGCACCAAUGAAUGUUGGUGCUAUGAACAAUAACUUAUCUAAUUUUAAUCCGUCUAUUGGUAUGAAUAAUAUGGUUGUAAACAGCAAUUCUCAAGGGCAAGCCAUUGGUGGCAAUAUUAUGCCAAAUCAAGUUCAAAUGCCAAAUAUGCCACAAAAUCAGUCAAUGAAUAUGCAAAACAAUAUGCCAAAUCAAAUGACUAUGGGAAUGAACCACACUCAACUCAAUCAAAUGAUAAAUAGAAUGAACAAUCAAGGAUUAGGCCAAAAUCAAAUGCCACAAAAUAUUGGAAACAUGAAUCAGCUUGAAGGUCCAAACAUAAUGAACUCAGCUCAGGGUAUGAGUCAAGCUAUCCAGAGACCUGCUGGACAAACAAUGAUAAAUAAUAGCAACCCGGCCAUGUUCCAAGGAAAUCGACCAGUUGGGCAAUAUUUGCGUCAAAGUCCCAGUCCUACAGUGUCUUCACCGGCAGCUGCAGCAAUUAAUACUCCUCAGCAAAUGCAAUCAAACUCGCAAAUGAUACCCAGUCCAGCAUUAGUACCAACAUCAAGUCCGCAAAUGGCAAAUAUUUUAGCCACUCAAAGAAAUCUCCGACAGUCUCCUAGUGGACCGCUAAAUACGCCGGGACAAAUUACUAAUUCCAGUCCUUUUAACCCCCAAGAAGAUCAGCUAUAUAGAGAAAAAUAUAAACAGUUAACAAAAUAUAUUGAACCUCUUAAAAGAAUGGUAGCGAAAAUCGGAAACGAUGAUGUGGAAAAAAUAACUAAAAUGAAUAAAUUGUUAGAGAUUUUAUGUAAUCCUCAACAGCGAAUCCCCCUUGAAACUCUGUUAAAAUGUGAAAAAGCAUUAGAAAAAAUGGAUUUCAAGUCGUAUCCAAUGCAAGUAGGUUAUCAGUUCGGUAGCAACAAUGCUUUAUUAGAAGCAGUUAAUUCAACUCUACAAAACUCAAUUGGUAAUCACACUUUACAAAGAACCUUUCGUCCUUGUCUUGAAGCUCUAUUUGGUUCAGAUAUUAAAUCAUUUCCAUCAUCAAAACAAUACAGCGGAAAAUUAAAGGAAAAUAAUAUAACUACUUCAGAAAUACCACAUGUUCUUCAAGGAGAAAUUGCCCGGUUAGAUCAAAAAUUCAAGUUAUCACUUGAUUCAUCAUGUCAGAGUCAUAGUAAGAUUAUCAAAUUGAUAUGUUGCAUUGAUGAUACGAAAUUACCAUGUGUUCCACCAUUACUUGUAAGUAUUCCCGAAGAAUACCCAAUGGUAUCACCAAGUUGCUCUUUAACUAAUCAUGAAUAUCCUGCAACACCAUUUUUAUUGGCGGUGCAAAAUACAUUAGUUACCAGAAUAUCAAAAUUACCUAAGGUUUAUUCUUUGUCUCAUUUACUUGAUACUUGGGAAAUGUCUAUUAGGCAUGCCUGUACUCCAAAAAACUUAGCUUCUAUUGAAAAUGUGUACUGUAUUUAAAUAUUGAUUUUUGGAGUGAUCGUGAAAUACUUGCAGUAUAAAACAAAAAUAUUUAAAAAUAUUUCAAAAUAAAUACAUGAAUAAAUUUAAAUGACAAAUUAUACAUUGGUUUGAAUAGCCUGCGAAGAUAAAUAUAAAAUAAUUAUUUAACAUGUUUUAGUUAAUAUAUGAUGUAUUUUAAUCAAUAAAA